AAAAAAGUUUCAAUGGCUUUCUAUUGCUCCAAACUUUUGCACCAAUACCUUUAUUCUAUAUAUUUAGGGUAAAUACUUUGUUUCUAGUGCAGAUGUAUGAGCAGUGUUUUUAGAACUAACAUUUCUCUAUAAUGUUGUAAUGUCACGUAAUAAACUCCGGUGACAAGGAAUAGUAAACAACACUUUGAAAGUCAACAGUUUUUAUUUAAUGUUCAACCCAGGUUCUUAAGGAAAAGUGAGACGCACUGACAAUGAUAGCUAACCCAUAACUAAUAGAGUCUAUUCAGUUCGGUUCCCCGUGCCGUUCUCUUGUUUUCUUCUGUUAAUCAGAGUUAUAUAGGAAAUAUACCCAAGAGCAUUGUUGGUAAUUAGCUAUCAUGUCCGAGCGUUAUUACAAAUAUGGUGAUACGACAUUCUGCGGACUGCUGAAUCUGCAUGAAUCUGCAAUGUAUAAUGGAAAUAUGCCAGCGUCCAGUUGGCUACCUGUAUGCCUGGUACAGAGAAGAACUGAACUUUGUUAACCUUAGGAUAGCAAUAUACAAUUAUACAUGUGUAUGAAACAGAGAGAACAAUAUUUCGGAGAAGCAAUAUUUUAGAGUACUGAACUGUUUCUAUAUUACUUUAUAACUAUGUCCCGAAUGGCCAUUACAUUACAAUUUCCUUUCUUUCUUCUCUUUAGAAUAAAAUAAUAAUUUAAGUAUGAACAUGUCAUAAUAAUAAAGUAACAGUCCUACCAUACAUACCAUACACCUUAGUGCUAUCGCUGGUUAUUUCGCAUUUAGACUUCUGUAAUGUUAUUUUAUACGGUAUUUCUGAUUGUGACAUCACAAAACUGCAACGCAUUCAAAAUAAUGAAAAUAUGUGUGCGAAGUUAGUUCUGAAUCGUAGAAGAAGAGACAGUUCUAAGCAGGCACUCUACGAUUUGCACUGGCUGCCGAUCAAAGCCAGAAUAAACUUUAAGAUCUUGACGUACAUGUUCAAUUGCCAUGUUGGAAAUGUGCCUGCAUAUUUGAUUGAACUCUUAACACCGAAAAUCCCCCAGCGCUCCCUCAGAUCCUCGGAGUCAUCAGUUGACUGUUACACCGUCCCUUUCAACAAGCGAAAAACUUUUAGUGAUAGAAGCUUUAGUACUAUAGGGCCAAAGUUGUGGAACAAUUUGCCGCUGAACAUCAGACAAAGUUCUUCAUUUGACUGCUUUAAGAAAAAGUUGAAAACGCAUUUCUUCAGAGACUACUUUGCAUUAUUCUAAGUUUUGACUGAGUUUUAAAACAGUGAUGCUAGUGACAGUGAUAGAAAUUUAAUGUUUGUCUGUGAUAAUUAUAUGUUAGUAAUAUUUUAAAAUAUAGUAUUAUCAUUAACUUUAAAUUAAUAAUUGCUAUUUUAAUUCGUUUUAAUUAAUCUUAUUUAAAAUAUUUUAUAUUUAAUAUUUUAUUUCAACUUGUAUUGUAAAACGCCAUUGAAUAUGUUUUAAAUGUAGAAAUAGGCGUUUAAGCAAAUAAACCAGUUUCAGUUUCAGUUUACAUGUGAUACGUCCCGGAUUGCCCGGGAUUGUCCCGGAAAUUACAUACUCGUCCCGGUGUUCCGGACAGUCUUGAAAUGUCCCGGAAAAUAAAAAUACAGGAACAAAUAAAAAUAAUCCCCCAAAAAACUUGUUUUUUUGUCUAUAAGUUGUUGAAUUUUACACAAUAAACAGUCCCCGGUGUCACAUUGUUUAUUCCUAAUCAGUUUCAUGCCCUCGAGCGGGACACGUGUUGAUUAAGUCCGCUUUGAUCACGCGACGAUCUUUUGAUGACACUGAUUAAGUUACCGUCAGUUAUUAUGAUGACCCUGAUUAAGAACUGACAGGAUUAUGCAGUCAGUAACUGUUUUAUGGUACUUAAAUUAGGAACAAUAGUCGUAAAUCUCUUUGUUUUUAGCACGUUGGCGGUAAAGCUACAUGUAGCCUUUAUGGAAGAGAUUAUUGAAAACAGUCAAUUAAACGAUAAUUAUUUUAAAAGGUUGUAAUAAUUUAAGAUCAAGAUCGAUUGUCACACAUAUUCUAAAUUAAAAUAUUGAAUGCCUUUGCCGACCGACCCAUGGAAAUUGACCCGACUCCAAAUAUUUUAUAUUGGCGAUUUUAUUUACAAGAUAUAUUUUAUUCCUUUAAGGAUUCAAUUUAAUUAUUAGAUAAAUGUUUAAGCUUUAGAAUGAUACCAAAUUAGCUAGAAUCUAAAUCACGAUGACCAGGUUGAUUCUUCGUAUAUAGUAAGUCUCCUAAUUCUGUUCACCUCGGGAACGCAAUAAAUUCACGUGCCGAACUAUAGAUGUGUAUUACCCGUACAUGUAUUUACCUCCCUUGGAAAGCUAGACGACAUUUGCAGUAAAUUAAAACAUUGUAAGCGAGUGAACAAUGUUUAUCUCGCAAAACUACAUGUAAUAUUACGAUAUUUUUGCAUGAAACAGAUGAAUACCAAUGUCACGAUGUAUGUCCCGGACAAAAGGUGUUUCUUCUUUUAAGGGAGGACAUCAAAGUAAGGCAAAAACAUACAGUGCAAAGUCUGAUCAGACAAGAGAACGGGAACCAGACAAACCCAGCUCCAUCAUGGAAGAGGAAAUUGGAUCAGGAACGCCGAAAACGACUAUAAUUGUUGGGGCCGGUUCAAGAGGGCAUGGAUACCCAUAUUAUGCAGUGGUCUUUCCUAAACAGCUCAAGGUUGUUGGUGUAUGUGAACCGAGAGAUCACCACAGACAGCAUGAAGUGAAACAGCACAACAUUCCACCAGAAAAUGUUUUUAAAGACUGGAAAGAGGCUGCUGAACGUGAGAAGUUUGCAGACAGUGUGAUCAUUUGUACACCAGACAGGUUGCACAAGGAUCCUGCCAUAGCAUUUGCAAAGAAAGGUUACCAUAUUCUACUGGAAAAGCCAAUGGCUGUAACAGAAGCUGAUUGUAAAGAAAUUGUUGCGACAGUUAAAGAGAAUAACGUAAUCCUUGCAGUAUGUCAUGUUAUGCGUUACAUGUCAUGGGUGAAAAAAGUGAAAGAAAUCAUAGAUAGUGGCGUGAUUGGAGACGUUGUUAAUAUAAACCAUACAGAACCGGUUGGUUUUCAGCAUUUUGCUCAUUCUUUUGUACGUGGAAAUUGGGGCAAAGAAUCUACCAGCACAUUUUCACUUCUUGCUAAAUGUUGCCAUGAUGUUGACCUAAUUUGCUACUGGAUGCCCAAGAAGUGUGAAAAAGUGUCUUCAUUUGGAAACCUCAGUCAUUUUCAUAAAGCAGAUCAGCCAGAAGGUGCCGCAUACAGGUGCUUGGAUUGUCCAGUCAGUAUAGAAAAUAAUUGUCCAUAUUCUGCAAAGAAAAUCUAUUUAGAUAGAGUAAAACAGGGACAUAGGGGUUGGCCUACGAGCGUUCUGUGUGAUAUAGUUGAUAUAGAAAAUGUUACAGAUGCUCUCAGGAAAGGUCCAUACGGCAAAUGUGUUUAUGAUACAGACAAUGAUGUUAUGUCACACCAGGUAGUAAAUAUGCAGUUUGAGGGAGGAGCUACGGCUACACUUCAAAUGGUUGCAUUUACAAAGAAACUUUGUGCAAGAGAAGUUAAGAUAUAUGGGACCAAGGGUGAAAUUACUGUAAAUGAUGGAGAACUUCCUCCAAUCAAAGUGUUUAACUUUUUGACACAUAAAACAGACAGUUUCGACCCUGAAGAUGAAAUGGCACCACUUCCUCUGAUGGGACACGGAGGUGCUGAUUAUCAAGCGAUCAAAGCAUUUGUUACUGCCCUUCAUGAUCAAGACUCAAAAGUUAUCGAGACAGGACCAGAUGACACACUUGCUAGUCAUAUAUUGUGCUUUGCUGCAGAAAGGGCCAGGAAAGAAAAUAGAGUGCUCAAUCGGAAUAGCCAAGGAGAGUUUGAAUGACACCACCGUCUUUAAUGAAAUAAAAAAGUCGAAUUAUUUCCAGAGAGUAAACAUUUCUGUAGAUUAUCAAUGUGUGUCAGGGAUCUGUUCUAAGCAGAAUCUAAAAAAAAUCAGUGAAUGGUCCCAUGUUUUGACACCAGCUCUAAAUUUAGUCAAUGAGAAUUGAUAACCAGAAUUAUUGUCUUCAAACAGAAUUUUCGGAGACAUGACCUUUUUCAAGAAACUUGAAGGUUUGUGUCCAUCACUGAACAGGAAAUGCAUGGAUUAGGAGAAAGAGUUUCCUGAAAAGGACACGUGUCUGAAAAUUGGUCGCGCGAGUGUUUAUCUACUUGUUAGAAUUCUCAUUUGACUUGUUAGUUUAUAUAUAUCAUAUUUAGGUACCGUAUGACUUUAGAACCAGAAUUGUCUAUAUUUUGGAAAAAGAGCAGGACUCAUUUUUAGUUGUUAUAUUCCAGGACUGAAUACCGUCAAAAAUUCUUUGUUUUCAGACUGCUGUUUUCUUGAUAUUUUAUACAUAUUUUGCAAAAUCAUUUUUCAAUCUAUGUUCUUGUAAGAUUGCCUUAAACAAACAUUAAAGAAAUAGAGAAAUCAGCAGUUCAGAUUCUUUUUGAGUCUUUGGUGAAUGCAUGCCCAAUUAUUCAAACAAAGUAUAUUGUAAAGACAGAUAUACAAAAGUAUUUAGAAUUCAGAGCUUACUUUGUACAGAGUACCAGAUUCAAGCAUUUGACUGGUUGUUUCCUAACAAUACCUUUCAAAUAAUGACCAAUGGUAAAGUACUCUCCCUAGUACGCAAUUUUAAAUUCUUCAGACCAUACUUAACAAUUUAACUAUGAAAUUUCAUCUGUUUAUGUUACCAGAUAUAGUCCAUGGUUUGAGUCUUUUGUGAAAGAAUGACCGAUAUUUCAUACAAAGUAUACUGUAAGGACAUAUACAAAAAUGUUCAGAAAUUCAGAGCUUACUUUGUAUCUUGGGGACCAAUCAAUUACAGGUUUAUUAUCCGCUGGUGAGGGUUUUGUAUACAAGUAGCUGCGUCAUUGGAAUGUGGCUAUUCGUUUUCAUGCACCAAGUUUAUUCAGUUUCAUUUGCCAUAGGUUAAAAAUAGAUUGCUGUAAAAGCACAUAUUUUCGCUGGGUCAAAAUUUCGCGAAUUUGAAAUUUUGAGUAUGUUCGAGAGGUUUAAUAUUCACGAAAUUGUUAAAAUGGUAUCCUACUUUAAUUUGAAGUAUACUAAUGGUCAGUAUUUACGAGGAUUAAUGUUCACGAGAUGUAGGGUCUCGCGAUUACAGCAAACAUUAAACCCUUGCAAAAAUUUCUGCUUUUACAGUAACCCUAUCACAUGAGCCAAGUUCAUUUCCUGAUGAAUUGAUUGUUUUAAUCGAGGUUUAUCCCUUUUGAUAUGAUAUUUCCUCCAACGGUACUGUGUGGUUUCUUAGUUAUGUCUCCCCCCACUGGGGGAGACAUAUUGUUUUUGCCCUGUCUGUCUGUCCGUCCGUCCGUCAAACUUCAUUUCCGAUCAAUAACUGGAGAACCAUUAGCCCUAGAACCUUCAAACUUCAAUGGAGUAGACGACCCUUUUGUUUUUGGGGUCACUCUAUCAAAGGUCAAGGUCACAGGGGCCUGAACAUGGAACACCAUUUCCGAUCAAUAACUUGAAAACCACUUGACCCAGAAUGUUGAAACUUCAUAGGGUGAUUGGUCAUGCAGAGUAGAUAACCCCUAUUGAUUUUGGGGUCACUCUAUUAAAGGUCAAGGUCACAGGGGUCUGAACAUGGAAAACGAUUUCUGAUCAUAAACUUGAGAACCACUUGAUCCAGAAUGUUGAAACUUUAUAGGAUGAUUGGACUUACAGAGUAGAUGGCCCCUAUUGAUUUUGGGGUCACUGCGUUAAAGGUCAAGGACACAGGGACCUAAACAUCGAAAUCCAUUUUCGGUCAGUACCUUGAGAACCACUUGACCCAAAAUGUUGAAACUUCAUAGGAUGAUAGGACUUACAGAGUAGAUAUACCCUAUUAAUUUAAGGGUCACUACGUUAAAGGUCAAGGUCACAGGGGCCUAAACAUUGAAAUCUAUUUCCGGUCAAUAACUUGAGAACCACUUGACCAAAAAUGUUGAAACUUCAUAGGAUGAUAGGACUUACAGAGUAGAUAUACCCUAUUAAUUUAAGGGUCACUACGUUAAAGGUCAAGGUCACAGGGGCCUAAACAUCGAAAUCUAUUUCCAGUCAAUAACUUGAGAACCACUUGACCCAGCAUGUUGAAACUUCAUAGGAUGAUAGGACUUACAGAGUAGAUGAACCCUAUUGUUUUUGGGGUCACUAUUUUUGUAUGUUUUUUUAAAAUGUUCCAUGGUUGAUUAAUAUUCAUUAUUAUAUAUACUAUAAAUAAAACAUGAUUUUCAGUUGACAAGAAUGUUGUCUCAGUUAGCAGUAUACCACAGGAUAGUUCUCCAACCAAGUGAAAUCGAGAGGAGAGGGGAAUAAUAGAUUUUUCAACCGCCUAUCUAUCUAAUACUCCGCCCCAGUCUGUCUUGAGAUAUUUUACUUAAACUUGGUAUGGUGGUAAAGGAUCAUAAUUAGAUUUUGCAUGUCUGUGUGUUUUGUUAUGUU
Messenger RNA from Mercenaria mercenaria, 6493 nucleotides. RefSeq names its product putative oxidoreductase YteT. The transcript has 13 exons. Gene Ontology annotation, molecular function: nucleotide binding. NCBI's taxonomy places the organism in Eukaryota, Metazoa, Mollusca, Bivalvia, Venerida, Veneridae. The record is from RefSeq and is a predicted model, not a curated record. Bases 2453 to 3889 code for a protein of 478 amino acids.